AUGAUACCUACCUCCUUGAACUUGAGAAAUACCACAGAAAAUGUCAAUAUCCUAUAGAAUCAUGUUACAUAUUUAUUAUUUUGCUUCUCUCACAUCUAUUUAUAAUAAUUUAUUUCCAACAGAAUCUCCUUGAAUUUGGGUUUGAGUGAAAGAAAAAAGAAAGAGUUUAUUGAUAGAAAAAGAGUGAAUUGUGUUGUGUCUGCGUGCGCAAUUGGGAGAGAAGAAUCAACGUCGAAAGUUGCUUUGCAUUGCCGCAAUUAUGGUGAAUACUCAAGAGCUUCUGGCUCAAAUGGAGUCAGAAUAUUGUCCCCCACUCGAUAACAGUACGUUUCGUGCAAUCAUUGCAGAUUACGAUCUAUCCAAUAAAGAGCAAAUCGAGACUGCGCGCAUGGUUUUGGACAUGAUAAGGAAAGAUGCAGAGUUUGAAGAAGCUACUGGCUUCGAUCCUAGUGGAACUUGGGGCGGACCAUACACAAAUAGAGGGGAAACUUCAGCAGAGCAGAAUUCGCAGAAUGGCAAUAGCAGAAACGAUGAUGCGAGCACAAGUAGUAAAAGUGUACCUGGAUGGAGUAGUUCUACAGACGACACAUUAAGUCAGAGAACAUCUUCACUAGAUCUUUUAGAAGGAUUGGACUUUCCUGGCAGUGAAGAUACUUAUAAGGGAACUGACUUUACGGAUUCUCUUGAGGGAAUGGAUGUGGAUAGUCAAGAGAAUUUUUUGCUUGCAACUUUCAAGACCCUGAAGCCUUUUGAUGUCAAAUAUUCCCUAAAGAAGUCCAAAGGAAAUGUUAAUUUGGCAAUCGAGGAUUUGCUCAAUCUAUCCUUCCUCGAGGAAACAGGAUCGAGGAGACGUGGUAUUGAAGCUUUCUCUGAAAGUUCCGCGUCACCUAAAACCCGCAAACAAAAAGGAAAGAGAAAAGGUCGAAAGACUGAAGCCUCUGAAAGCAAUUCUACUGCAGACGAUUCGCCCCUUACUGCUGAAGCGAGUAAAUGGGAGACGGGUAGAAAAGAUGUCGAAUUUCUAUCUACCAGAACCGGCUUACCGAUGCAACAAAUCACUUCAUUGUACCACAAUAAUGGAGCAUCUGUCAAAGCGACAAUCUUAUCAAUUAUCGAAAACUACCCUGCCACCGAUAUGGAAGAGGAAGACCCAAUAAUCGAAGUUCAAGCAAUGGAACUCGGGGAAGCUUUUCCUUCAGUUAAGCCCUCCCAUAUACUCAUUCUCACUCAAAUGACAUAUCCAUAUACAGCCAAUGCACGUGAGUUGGCAAACGCACUCAUAUCGACUCCCGUCUCCAAAUCUGGUAAACCAAACCUUCAAAUCGAAAUUCGACAUACGCCCCUUGUUAUUGACCCCUCACCCACGGUUUUAUCCGCUUCAAAACAAUACUCUUUAAAUGCCAUCUAUCCCACCCAUUCCACCUCGUCUAAUCCUGGUACACCACUCUCUCCCUCCACAGACGCAAGCCCUCACAUCAAUGCGCGCAACACUGCUUUCCAAAAAGCAUCUGCUGCAUACAAGAAAUCCAGAUCUAAUCCUCUAAUGGGCGGCGCAGCAGCCUAUUACUCCCAACAAGGACGAAAUGCCAACGUUCGUGUUAAAGAUGCCGAAAGUGCAGCCGCAGACGAAUUAGUCAUGAGUCAAUGCUGGAACGGUGGUAUAGAUUUACACGGAGUUGGAGUCCGAGACGCAGUGAGAAUUGCAAGAGAGAAAGUAACCAUGUGGUGGGUCUCGGAGGAACGGAGAAGACUCGGCAGUGGAUACAUACGAGCGGGACCACAAGAAGGGUUUAAAAUCGUAACGGGCGUGGGAAAUCAUAGUGAAGGUGGGAAAGGGAAGUUGGGACCUGCAGUAGCGAGAAUGUUGAUUAAAGAAGGGUGGAAGGUACAGGUUGGGAGUGGUGCCUUGCUUGUUACGGGGGUGGCGAGGAAGUAGAGAUAUUUUUGGUAGAUCUUUUUCUUUGGAGGGUAUAAAAGCAGGCGUACUUGAUGGUGUCGUUUGGUCAUUAGGUGAUGACAAAAGGCGUUUUCAGCGAUUGUGUGGGUGGAUGAUGGAGUUUGGAUAGCUUCUCGGUGAAUGUUGUUUUGUUUAUGAAUACAUGAGCGGAUAAAGUGUCUUACAAAUUUAUGUAGAUAGAAUUUAUAAGCGUCAUUAGAGUAGAUUAAUAUACUCAAAUUUUGCAUAA
Botrytis deweyae is the source of this 2186-nucleotide messenger RNA. RefSeq lists its product as uncharacterized. The transcript has 2 exons. The record is from RefSeq and is a predicted model, not a curated record. Lineage: Eukaryota; Fungi; Ascomycota; Leotiomycetes; Helotiales; Sclerotiniaceae. The coding region runs from base 260 to 1936 and encodes 558 amino acids.